AUGGAACGAGACGAGGUUUUUGAAUUCAAAUACAGCGACCGCGUAGAGAUCGAAGCGCCCCUCCCAUCGGAUCGCAUCCGCCGUGGUGGAGCCGACAACAACGGUAUCGCGCAACCGCUCAGGGACAUCGACAUUUCCGACCUCACUGGCGGGCAGAUCUGGCUCCAUUUCGAGACGGAGAAAACCUCGGCCAUUCGCCAUCUCCACCGCUACAUUGAUCGUCACGAUAAAUGGCGAAAAUUGAAACCCGCUUCCGCACCGCUGAAUCUUACCCAGAGAGAUUGGGGCUCGGCACCGCCAGAGUUCUGGCAAUUCAAGGUCGCUCGUGAUGGCCUACUGCAACACCUCGACCUUAUCAGCCGGCUCUUAGAUCUCCUAUACCCCAAUGCGGCCAAGGGACUACCGACCCUUUACUGCAUCGUCGCAUGCCUGACCCUCAUUGUUAGCGCCACCUGGGACAGGAGCGAGUUGGUUGUAAGGGGGUUAUCGUGCGCUUCCCUCGCGGUAGCCACCAGUACUGCGGUCGCGGGAUCCGCGCGAAGCUACGUUGUGCAUUAUUGCAAGGCGGUCAUACGGAGUCUGCUUCAAAGGCUGAAGGGUGACAAGCUGACCGAGGGGGACCGAUAUUCCCUCGAGAGUCAAAUGGUUUGA
Dichotomopilus funicola is the source of this 651-nucleotide messenger RNA. RefSeq lists its product as uncharacterized. NCBI's taxonomy places the organism in Eukaryota, Fungi, Ascomycota, Sordariomycetes, Sordariales, Chaetomiaceae. The record is from RefSeq and is a predicted model, not a curated record. The transcript is spliced from 3 exons. The coding region runs from base 1 to 651 and encodes 216 amino acids.